UGCACGGGGGGACGGAGAACCCAUUCGUCAUCGGAGAGGAGAACGUGUGCUUUUAAACGCCGUCCGCGUUAUUUUUGAUAAAGAAAGAUCCUCCGGUUCAGGCGGGCUUUGCCGCUGCGUUCUCCGGUGUCGGUAACCGGGACGGCAGUGCUUCAGAGAAAACACGUCGGGAUAUUAUUAUUAUUAUUGUUAGUAUUAUUAUUAUGGAGGAGUCCCGUUCAGACGUCCGCGGCAGCGCGCUGACAGGAGACGGCGCGAGAAAAUGCCAAAUGAGCAUUUAGGAGAAGCCGUGAAGCAUUUUGGUCCGAAAUAAUUCAUGAUUCCGGUGCGGGACGAAGGAGAAGAGGAGCGAAAUCUGCCUUGCCAAGAAGAAGAAGAGGAAGAGGAGGAGGAGGAGGAGGAGGGGGGAGCAGAGGAGUUUGAUGGAGUUGUGUGCGCUUAUGCCGGUGAUUGUUUUUUUUUAUCCAUAACGCACAAGAGUAGUUGAGCGACACGCCGUCAUCAUGUUCGACUGCAUGGACGUGCUGGCCGUGAGUCCCGGGCAGAUGCUGGAUUUCUACACGUCCAGCCCGUCCUCCUGCAUGCUGCAGGAGAAGGCUCUGAAAGCCUGCAUCAGCGGACUGGCGCACAGAGAGUGGCAGCACCGCCGGAGCGCACACUCCAUUGAAACGCAGAGCACCAGUUCUGAGGAGCUCGUCCCCAGCCCACCGUCCCCACCGCCCCCUCCCAGAGUCUACAAACCCUGCUUCGUCUGCCAGGACAAGUCCUCUGGAUACCACUAUGGCGUCAGUGCUUGUGAGGGCUGCAAGGGUUUUUUCCGCCGAAGUAUCCAGAAGAACAUGGUGUACACGUGUCACCGGGACAAGAACUGCAUUAUCAACAAGGUGACGAGGAACCGCUGUCAGUACUGCCGCCUGCAGAAGUGCUUUGGAGUGGGAAUGUCCAAAGAGUCUGUUCGAAAUGACCGGAAUAAGAAGAAGAAGGAGAGCCCAAAGCCUGAGCUGGCAGAGAGCUACGAGCUGACAGCCGAGCUGGAGACCAUCAUUGAAAAGAUUCGUAAGGCCCAUCAAGAAACCUUCCCCUCCCUCUGCCAGCUUGGCAAAUACACCACGAACUCGAGUGCAGACCACCGUGUGAGGCUGGACCUGGGCCUGUGGGACAAGUUCAGCGAGCUGGCCACUAAGUGCAUUAUCAAGAUCGUGGAAUUUGCCAAACGAGUGCCUGGCUUCACGGGGCUGACCAUCGCAGACCAGAUCACGCUCCUGAAAGCUGCCUGCCUGGACAUUCUGAUCCUGCGCAUCUGUACGAGGUACACCCCCGACCAGGACACUAUGACCUUUUCAGACGGGCUGACCCUCAACCGGACGCAGAUGCACAACGCUGGCUUCGGCCCGCUCACCGACUUGGUGUUCACUUUUGCCAACCAGCUGCUGCCCAUUGAGAUGGACGACACGGAGACAGGCCUCCUCAGCGCCAUCUGUCUCAUCUCUGGAGAUCGUCAGGAUCUGGAGGAGCCCUCCAAGGUGGACCAGCUCCAGGAGCCGCUCCUGGAGGCUCUGAAGAUCUACGUGAGGAAGCGUCGGCCCAGCAAACCGCACAUGUUCCCCAAAACCCUGAUGAAGAUCACAGACCUGCGCAGCAUCAGCGCUAAAGGAGCAGAGCGGGUCAUCUCUCUGAAGAUGGAGAUUCCGGGUUCCAUGCCACCGCUCAUCCAGGAGAUGCUGGAGAACUCAGAGGGCCAAGAUGGCCAGAGCAGUGGCAGCAGCAGCAGCAGCAGCAACAACAGCAGCAGCAGCAGCAGCAGCAGCAGCAGCAGCAGCAGCAGCAGCAGCAGCACUUCGGCUGCGGCUGAGGCUGAGGCGGGGGCCAGUCCCAGCAGUAAGGGCAGCCCCAAUGAGGACACCGCUGCAGUUGAGUCACCAGAGCCCUUGGACACCGAAGGGGCUACAGCCACAACACCCAGCGAUGAGCCCUAGGAGGCACCUGUAGGUGCCGCCAAAACUCUCUCUGACUUUCCUUUGCACAAAAAAGGAAGAGCUGGGCAAGGCACCAACCCCUUCUUACCCCCUCUUACCCCCUCUACCCCAACUCCUUUGCUUGGUAUUACGUUAUCUUUAUAUCCUCAUCCUAUUUUUCUCCCUCUAUUCCCCUAAAUUCCCUCCUUAAAAAGAAAUCGUCAACACGGAGGCCUCAAAGGAUCAGUGCUUUGUGUAUAAUUCUGAAUUGAGCUCUUAUUUGGCGUGGUGUCUCUGGGACAGGGACUGUGACAGGAAGGGCGUGGCCCUCUCAAACCGCCAGAGAUGAUACUCCUCAGGUCUCCUGUGUAAAUUCUUAUCUGCAUGACGGGAGUUUGAUAAGUGGUUUUACUCCUCUCUCUCUCUCUCUCUCUCUCUCUCUCUCUCUCUCGUCUCUGUCCUCAUCUCUUCAUCUCUUGUAUUGUUGGCAUAUGUACAUUGUACAUACCAUUGUAUGGUUAGAUCUCUGUUUCUAUGAUGAAUUUUGUGGUGCUUUUUUCAUUGUCUUAAAUAUUAUCUUUGAAGCGAUACAUCAAGGUUUAAAGCAGGACUAAUUGUAAGUCCUUCAAAAAGUUAUGUAGAAUGUUAUUGCAUAUAGACAUUAUGGAAGUCUAAUAUUUUAUAUUUGUUCCUAUAUUUAAAACUGUUUUUGUCUGUUUUUAUAACACUUCUUGGUUCAUGUCUCUACAUGAAUGAGUGUACAUCCACGCCGCCAGAAUGCAAAGCUUCUCUCCAUAUCGACAGCCGAGUCUGUUCAACUGUUCCCUCAAAGGAGGGGAGCACAACAGCAGAAGCCUUUGAUACACUCUCAUCAGACUGACCGCGUCUGUUUAACUCUCAGUCUUGACAUGAACCACCGAGAGCCGACGUGCAAGAUUAGAUUUCGAAUAAGCCGGUCUAUGAAAUCAACUCAUUUGGUGGCUGUAUCUCCUUAGUAAAUCAGUUUACCUCAUUGUCAAAACAAAUCGGGAAAAUGAGGUAGCUGAUGGAUGCCAGAGAUUUUUCUGUAGCAGGCUGUGAUCACAUAGGACGCUUUUUGUAUCCAUUUCCCUAUUACCCUGUGCUUCAACUGGACCAUGAUUCAACUUAAACUGUCGCACUUUAUUAUAAACAUCUGGUCAGUUGAGAAGUUUAACAAGUUCAAGUUCAAGUCAGUGUUGUGCCACAGUUUGUUUCCCCUUAAAAAUCAGUUUCCAAAAGGUUUCUUUUUUACUGGUGUAACCACAAGUGUCCACUGAUUCUAUGAGGAAGAUGUCUGGCUUCACCAUUAGUCUGCUUUCUAUUUAUUAAUUGAAUUUCCACCACAUGAUUUCUUUCUUCAGUGGAAAAAGUACUAAAAAGGUGUCAUUGCCAGGGAAACAAAUUUGGAAUACACAUGUUGGCACAACAACAGUGAAACUGAGAUGAAAAUAAAUCCUCAAAACGGACGUCAUGGAUCCGGAUUCUCUCUGGCAUGUUGCCCUCUUGUUUGCAAGCCCAGCCAGCAUCCAUCUCCUCUUUCCUGGAGUAAAGUGAGUCUGUGGAACUUUUGCUGAAAGGCAGUCCAAGAGGCAAAUAGGCGAGGGGUCAUUCCUAUGUUCCCAGGGUCCUAUUUUCCUGAGUUCUGGGGUUAGGGGUUUAGAGAGCUUCAGGCCCUUAGCUCCCAUAGGGGAUAAUUGUAAAUAUUUUUACUCAUGUCACCAUGUUCUGAGCUCUACUUUGGUGACAAGGGUUACUACCAAAAAAAGACGCAUAUUGUGAUCAAUGGUCAUUUUUAUGUAGCCCUUUUGUUAUUUUGGUCACAUGUAGCACUCCUUUUACCCUUUAAAUUCUUUGUUUCUGUGUUUGAGUGUUCAGUCUGAUCACAGCCUAUGGCAGUUUUGACUUUUGCCUGAAUGUCAGCCUAAUGAGUGUGUAUCUACCGCUAACAACAUGUACUACCAACCGGGCUCUACAAACGCACAUGGGCUCUGUUAUGGCCUUAUGAACAGAGCUCCUCAACCCGCUUUUAUCUCCCUUUUCAGAAGUGUCUUGUUAGAACCGGUGAAACACGGGGGCAAUGCAAUCCUUAAAACACACUGAUGACCGGACCAUGUGGGUCGGGACGAUUGUACACUAAUGUAGAAAGCACACGGUGGGGUGGAAUCCACGAAUCCUCUCUGAACGUUCGCCUUGCUCUUCAGACAUGACGAUGUAAGCUACAUUUAAUGAUGCAAAAGGAGAUUCCAGAUGACCUUUCAACCCCCCUGGGAAGUGCAGUGGAGUAAAGCUUCUCUUUGGACAGUAGAUCCAACUGAGCUCUUAAUCUCAUUGGCGGGGGAAGUAGGCGGUGUGUCUUACAUCAGAUGAGGUGGUCCUGCUGAAAUUAAAAGAUGAUCCGAGAAAGCUGCUUUUCUCCACAGCUGAGGUCACACGUGAUACUAAACAAUAAGAAAUAAAGUCCAUGAUAUCCUCUUAUAGGACCCAGAUCCCUCACUACCCCGCUGUCCCUGCUGGCUGAAUAACAGCUCCAUUCACAUCCACUGGUAUCAAGUGGUUGCUCACUUACAGCACAGAGGACAAACUAACUGAAGCACUUAAAUGUUGAACCUUUGAAAUGUAGCUGUAUUACUGAAACUGGACAAUAUGACAAUAACAGCAGAACCUCCACGACCAAAAGAGGGGGCCAAGGUUUAGCUUCAAAGAAAUUAAGCACAAAAGAUAUACGUUACAGAAAUGUUUAAUAUCAAACAAAGGAAAUUCUUUCACGCUUCUGGAAUCAUUUCAGAAAUGAUGGUCUGGAGCACUCUAAAUGUCUCAGUCUUAGUUUAAACAUGAAAUUAGCAAGUUUUCACAAAAGUGGUGGUUUAUAAGCAGAUAUCUGUGCCAGCGUAUUGAAUUUGGUUCUUCUGAAUUUGUGUUUUGUCAUUUCAAGCUGUGUAUUAAGUUGUCAAUUUGAUCAAAAAUGAAUUUGCCCUGACUAUAACAGGAUUGAAGCCGGAUUUAAUUAAAUCCAAGUUCAAGUUGUGGUGCUACAGUGCAAACAUGCUUAGGUAAACCCCAUGGACUGAACUGAUGACUGAUGAAAGUUUGCUUAGUUGUCAUGGAACUAAAGAUAUUUUCCAUGCUUCAAAAGGAAAACUUAGACAAGAAAUGCACUUGUUUGCUAGAGCUGGGAGUUAGUUAGCUAGCAAGCUUAGCUUAGCAUAAAGACUAGAGUAAGCAAGGCUAACUGUUUCCCCCUGUUUCCAAAGAGAAAGACAAAAGAAUGACUAGUUCAAAAAUGUGUUCAUGAUUCGUCUUGGAAACAGUAGUUUAUGAUGAUGAUACUCAGUUUCUGACCAACGCAAAUUUAAAACCUGAUUCAAAACCAAAAUUUGUCACAGUUUUUUGGCACAGAUAUCUUCCCAUACAGGUUGCCCUGAACGCCUCACAAUGUUUGCAGAGAUUUAAAUUAUAGAGGAAACUGAAGCGGUGACUAGAUGAGUCACUCAGCUUCUUACAUUUGAUCCAAAAGAGGAAAGUAAGACAACCCUUUAGGGCAGUGAAGGGUUCUGGGUCUCAGCAGCACAUAAUAAAAACCCAUCUGCAUUCCAUCCCUGCUCAGAAAUACAUAUCAUAAGGGAAACCAGAGCUCUUUCAGUUUUUAUUUUUUUGAAUGUGAAUUAUGUCAUGGAGUCUGUCAGAAUGAUAUGCAGUGUUAAGGAAUACUUACUUCUAUCUCAAUGUAACAUAGGAAAUGCUCUCCCUUGGUUCUCUCUCUGUCUUGCUCUCCUGGUGAGAGAUGAAGGGAGGCAUCUUGGUGUUUUUCCUUCUUUUUUUUUAUUUGAAGCUGGAAAACCUUCACAGCCGAAGAAUGUCCACAUCCACCCCUGAAGCGUCAGACCAGCCUUCAGGCGACUGACCGCGGCAGGGACUGUUAUCAGUUCCUUUAGGACACAACUUCACAAUGCUGAAUUACUCUUAUUCGUUUCUGUUGAAUGUUGUACCGACGUAACUGUAAUACUCUACUAUCUAGCUCACUGCAGAGAUGUUAUAUAAAUGGUGUGUGCUUUGCAUUCCAAUUGGCAGCUCUGUGGAAAAGACGCUCUGUUUUUUGUCCUUGGGAACAUCAACUCACAUUCAAGUGUAAAAAAAAAAAGGAGGAACUGGAACUUGGUGGGCUGAUCUGGCCAUCCAGAUCAUACUCCACACACACACACACACGUAUAUAUUAUUUGGGACAAUGAGAAAGAAAAGCCCACGAACGAAAGAAAUGGACGACCAAGUCACCUCAGCACCCGAUAUCGUCGAUAUGUUCUGUUCCUGUUCCAUGUCAAACAACAGAGCUGCUAACCCCUUCCUCAGCCAGGAAGCCAAUUUGCUGUCGUCAAUCAAUCAAACCCAAUCAAUCGACAGCUAUUUGGUUAACAGGUCAACUAAUGAACUAGGGUUCGACCGAUAUGGGGUCCAAUCAAACCAAUCACUGAUCCUGAGCCAAUAUUUAGUCCUGGGGGGGGGAUCAAUCUUCGGAUACACGAACAAUGAUGGGGUUUGGGUAUAACACAACUCCAACUGACUGCUAACAUUGUCCUGUGUGCACUACAUGUGUAAUAUAGGUAACUGUUUGCUAAUAUGUUUGCCAUUAACAACUUUACAAGGUGACAGUAUGUCAGUGUUGUGUUCAUAACUUGUUCUGCUGCCCCCAAGUGGCCAAACAAUCAGUUAUUGUAGCUUUAAAGUGUUGUUACAUUGGCCACAUUUGACAAAUUAUUUACAGGAAUAAAACAUUAACCUAAAACAAAAAUCAAAGUUGAAAAAGAGAGCCAAAAAAGAGUCAAUCAAAAGAGUUGUUGGUGAAUUUUAGUUUUGCCUUACAAUUACACCAAAACAGAAAAACCGCCAUUGACGCCAUGUUGGUAGAGCAGGAAGAAUGAUAAUGAUAUUCUGGUAUUCUGACUUUACAUUAUUCCAAGAUGGUAACCUCUUUGCUAGCCUUGUAGUCAAAGCAUAUAAGCAUAAUUAGAUAUUUUUCUUCUGUUAUAUAUUUUUAGUGGCAUGUAAGCACAACAUUGUGCAGUGCCUUAUAAUUUGUGGAAUCAACUGAAUUUUGGUUAACAUUGGAUAUUGUUUCGAUGUUGCCAUGAGCAAUGGAGACACUCUUUUCACCAAUUAUCAGAAAUUCACAAUACAUGAACAAUACGACAUGAACGCAACUUUAGCUUACUUGCUAACUCGACUAAUCAGAAAACACCAUAUAUAUUAGUACAGGUCUAAAAACUCAAUAUCAUCCCCACAUAUCGGUCUAACUCUAGAUAAAACACCUAUAGGAGCCAGAAAACAUGACUGUGAACCUCAAUAUCAAUCAUUAACAGUAGCUCUGUUGUUGUCCGUCCUGAAGGUAUUCUUGGUAGACAUCACAAACUGUCCACAGUCGCCUUUUUCCAUCGGUAUCAGAGAACCCCACCACCUAUCAUAUGCAGUGUUGUAUAGUCAUGUUAAUAUGAGACAUGAUGGUUAUGUCUUACUGGGCAUGAGGGGGGAAGGGGUGGGGGUUGUUGUGGAUUUGUCCCAUCAGCCCCUGCUGCCAGCCCAUAGGGUGAAGUCGACCUCAGGAGCUGCUCUGAGGUCUGAGCUUCAAUCUGUUUCAGCUCUCCAUUUUAAAUAUUGUCUUUGUUUGUAUAUUAACAUAUGCUUUUUAUGUUCAUAUACUGUUUAACUUUACCAUGAACUGUCCUGGCAAAGUAAUAAAAUAUAUUUAUUUUAAAA
Molecule: messenger RNA, 7721 nt
Organism: Dicentrarchus labrax (European seabass)
Lineage: Eukaryota; Metazoa; Chordata; Actinopteri; Moronidae
Product: retinoic acid receptor beta-like
Exons: 8
Coding region: 504-1976 (490 amino acids)
Biological process (GO): regulation of transcription by RNA polymerase II; retinoic acid receptor signaling pathway; cellular response to corticotropin-releasing hormone stimulus
Cellular component (GO): transcription regulator complex; nucleus
Molecular function (GO): nuclear glucocorticoid receptor binding; zinc ion binding; RNA polymerase II cis-regulatory region sequence-specific DNA binding
Source: RefSeq, a predicted model, not a curated record